Messenger RNA from Hydra vulgaris (swiftwater hydra), 2064 nucleotides. Its product is annotated as DNA polymerase kappa. Lineage: Eukaryota; Metazoa; Cnidaria; Hydrozoa; Anthoathecata; Hydridae. Gene Ontology annotation, cellular component: nucleus. Gene Ontology annotation, biological process: error-prone translesion synthesis. The record is from RefSeq and is a predicted model, not a curated record. Gene Ontology annotation, molecular function: DNA-directed DNA polymerase activity; damaged DNA binding.
UUUUUUUAAUUUCAGAAAAUGAAUAAUCGUCCGUCUCAAUUCAAUUAUGUACAGAAUAAAAAUAGUAGUAAUAAUAUUGAUCAAGAAACAAUUGACACUAAUAGUGUUGUUUCCCUUGACAAAGAAUCUGAUGUUAUUACACAAGAAAAUGGUUCUAAGGUUUUAACCUUGUUAAAUGAUAACAAAGCUGGUAUGCUAGAUUUAAAUAAAGAAAAAAUAAAUCAGAUAAUUUAUGAGGCGAGCAAGGGCUCAAAGUUUUAUGAAAAUGAAAUUAGAAAGGAAAAUAAAAUAAAAGAAAAAAUUGAGCAGUUGAAUAACGAACUAUUAAAAUUUAGUGAUAAUGAAAUCAAAAAUGCUUUAGUACAGAGUAAUUUUAUUUAUGAUCAGUUAAAAAAGCAAAUUGAUUUGACACGAAUAUUGGUUCAUAUUGAUAUGGAUGCAUUUUAUGCAGCAGUCGAAAUGAGAGAUAAUCCAGAAUUGCAAAGCAUUCCAAUGGCAGUAGGAUGUUCUGCAAUGUUAUCAACUUCUAAUUAUAUUGCAAGACGUUAUGGUGUCAGAGCAGCUAUGCCAGGAUUUAUUGCAAAAAAACUAUGCCCACAAUUAACUAUUGUUCCACUUCAUUUUGAAAAAUAUCAGCAAGUUAGUCUCGAAAUACAAGAAAUAUUUAAAGAAUAUGAUUCUAACUACUUACAAUUAAGUUUAGAUGAAGCCUAUUUAGACUUGACAGACUAUAUUAAAAACAAUGCUCCGGUUUCAGAGUUUCAAACUGAAAAAGAUUUUGUAGAAAUUGUUGUUGAAGAAAUUCGCAGUAAGGUGUUUGAAAAAACCAAGUUAACAUGUAGUGCUGGUAUUGCACCAAACACAAUGUUAUCAAAAAUAUGUUCUGAUUUUAACAAACCAAAUGGACAGUUUUAUUUAAAAUCAGAUUAUCAAAUUAUUAGUAAUUUUGUUAAAGCAUUACCUAUUCGUAAAAUUGUUGGUAUUGGACAUGUUACCGAACAGAUUUUGAAAUCAUUUAAGAUUUUAACAUGUAAUGAUUUGUAUGAGAAACGUAAUAUACUAUAUCUGUUAUUUUCAGAGAGUACAUUUAUGAGCUUUAUGCAAACUGCGUUAGGAAUUUCAUCAAAUCGUUUAGAGCAAAGCGAACGAAAAAGUAUGAGUGUAGAACGAACAUUUCAAGAUAUGUCUAAUAUAGAGGAUCUUUUAAAAGUUUGUAAAGAUGUAGCUGAAAACUUAGCAAAUGAUUUAUCUCGAGAAAAGCUUGGUGGUCGAACUAUAUCAUUAAAGUAUAAACUAUCAACAUUUGUUACAAAGCAGCGAUCAAAAACUUUUUCAGAAUUAAUUUCUAAUGCAGAAGAUUUGUUUACUAUUUCAAAGGAACUUCUUUUAAAUGAAAUAAAAAAUCACAAAAAUGGUGGAUUUGUUUUAAGACUUUUGGGUAUUCGUGUCACACAUUUAGAUAAUCAAAAGAAUUUUAAGCAGAAAACUGUUGAUCAUUUUUUUAAUAAUGAUCUUUUCAACAAAGUAUCAAAGCAAAUGUGUCCCUUAUGCGGAGGUUGGUUUCAAGAUACUAAGAUACAAGAUCAUGCAAGUAAAUGUCUUUCUGAAGAUUAUGAUUAUGACAGAUCUUCUUUGAAAUUCAAAAAUAAAGAAAAUCAAAAAUCCACAUCCUCGAAAACACAAGUUUUAACCUCUUUUGAAAACUUGAGCGAAAUGGAAAACCCUGUUGAAUGCCCUAUUUGUGGAGCAGUUAUUAAAUGUAAUUUAAACUCUCAUAUAGAUAUUUGUCUAAAUAAACAAACUGUGAAGAAUCUAGUCAGAGAUUCAAUGAAUCAGAAUGUCUCUAAUGUUUCACGAAAACGCAAAUCAAUUAAUGAUAAAAAAGUAAAACAACCUGAAAAAAAAACAUUACUUUCAUUUUGGGAAGAUAUUCAAAAGUAAUUUUAAAAAAAGAUUUCAAAAAUAAUUUUUUUUUUACAAUUUUUUUUUACUUCAAAUAUUAAAAUGAUUAUAAAAUUUUUAUUACAUGUAUUUAUUUUUUGUUUGUUUUCUCUCUAUUCUUUA